This is a messenger RNA of Dichotomopilus funicola, 1482 nucleotides long. RefSeq names its product MFS general substrate transporter. Gene Ontology annotation, biological process: transmembrane transport. Gene Ontology annotation, molecular function: transmembrane transporter activity. The transcript has 3 exons. Lineage: Eukaryota; Fungi; Ascomycota; Sordariomycetes; Sordariales; Chaetomiaceae. Bases 1 to 1482 code for a protein of 493 amino acids. The record is from RefSeq and is a predicted model, not a curated record. Gene Ontology annotation, cellular component: membrane.
AUGGCGCUCUCCGACGAGAAGAUCGAUGUCGAGCUCGAGGAGCAUGCCACGGAGCCAAGGGGUGUCAUCACCCCUGAGGAGAUCCAGGCGCGCUUCGAGAGGCUGCGUGAUCUCAGCACGGAGGAGAUGGACGCGCUGAAUAAGAGGGUCGUCAAGAUCAUCGACUGGAGGUUGAUGCCUUGCAUCACGCUGAUGUUCCUCAUGUCCUACCUAGACCGCAUAAACGUCUCCAAUGCCCGCUUAGCCGGGCUACAGAGCGACCUGCAUAUGGACGACACGGUCUGGAACACGGGCAUCUCAGCCUUCUACAUCGGCUACCUCUUUGGCCAGCUACCCGGAAACAUGCUGCUCGCCAAGGUGAGCAGCCCGCGCUGGUUCCUCCCCACCGUCAUGCUCGCCUGGAGCGUGUGCACCAUCUGCAUGCCAGCCAUGACCACCGGCGCCGGGUUCAUAGUCUGCCGCUUCUUAGUCGGUCUGACGGAAGCCCCUUUCUUCCCUGGCAUCACGCUGAUUACAUCGUCAUGGUAUACCAAGGAAGAAAACCCCAUGCGCAUGGCAGUGUGGCACGCAGGCAACACAAUCUCCAACAUUCUCUCGGGAUUUCUGGCGGCGGGUAUCCUGACCAUGAAGGGCACCUUGGGUCUGCACUCGUGGCAAUGGUUUUUCAUCAUUGAGGGGGCAGCCUCAAUAGCCAUAGCGCUGAGCGCCUACUUCGUCCUCCCGGAUUGGCCUCAAAACACGCGCUUCCUGACGAAGCAGGAGAGGGAGAUGGCUCAGUACCGCGUGCUGGUCUCCAACGGUGGGAAGGAGGAAGUUGUCGGUGGCACGUGGGACGGGCUGAAGGAUGCUGCGAAAGACCCCUUUACAUGGUUCUUCUGCCUUAUGCACUUUGCGCUUGACACGGCGCAGUCGUUCAAAGACUUCUUGCCUUCGAUCAUGAAAACCUUCCACUUCAACGAACUCACGACCUACCUCGUGCAAGCCCCACUCUACGCCGUCGCCUACGCGGCCGCCUGCAUGCUAGCCUGGUCGUCAGGCCGCAACCAAGAAUCAACCUGGCACAUCAUCGUGCCCAUCGUAGCCUCAGCCGUAGGCUGCUCCGUACUAAUCAGCACCCUCAACGUCGGGGCGCGCUACUUCGGUUUGGCCCUCCUCAUCCUGGGCACGUACAACGGGCUGAACCUGCAGCUCUCCUGGGAGACGACGGUCGUCCCCGCACCCAGGAGCAAGAAGGCCGCGCUGAUCGCCAUCGCGAACUGUGUCAGCCAGACCAGCCACUGGUUCAGCCCUUACUUUUUUCCGACGAGCCAGGAGCCCUUUUACAGGCUCGGUGGCGGGUUGAUUCUGGUCGGGUGUCUGAUCACCGUCGUCUCGGCCCUGUUGGUGCGGUGGAGGGCUGCCAAGUUGAAUCGGAGGCUUGAUGAGGUCGAGGGGUGGUCUCAGCAUUGCGGGAAUGAGAGGGGGUGGAGGUACGUGUACUAA